Stegostoma tigrinum is the source of this 2694-nucleotide messenger RNA. RefSeq names its product SH2 domain-containing protein 7-like. Bases 1038 to 2465 code for a protein of 475 amino acids. The record is from RefSeq and is a predicted model, not a curated record. The transcript has 8 exons. Lineage: Eukaryota; Metazoa; Chordata; Chondrichthyes; Orectolobiformes; Stegostomatidae. Gene Ontology annotation, cellular component: cytoplasm.
CCCUCCCUACCUACCUUCAGAGUGUAAUCCCUCCCUCCUGAGUGAAUCUCGAGUUGACCCUCCUCAGCCUCCAGGUCGUAGGUGAAGGAGGCAUCGGCAAUGUCGAUGAAACCGAGCGGGAUGGCGUCGCUUGGACCCUUGAAGUAGUACAGGUGACAGUGGAGCGGCUCGAAUACGAACCAGCGACUCUUGAAGCCUUUGAGCGGCCCCUUCCCAGACAGUUUGUUGAGACACUGUCAGACCUGCUGAGCUCUUCCAGCAACUUCUAUUUUUGUUGUGAUGAUCAGGGCGCCUGCGCAUGUAGCCCAAGCUGCAAUACGUCCAUCCUGGGCCUCCUACUGUGCCACAAUGAUGCCACCCACAAACUGGAGAAGAGACACCUCAUAUUCUGCCGUGGGAGCCUACAGCCCGAUGGUCUAAACGUGGAUAUACCAGUGUCAAAAUCUCCCCACCCACACCAGCCUCAUCCCACGUCCAACCCUUCCUCUCAUACCCACCUCCUUGACCUGACACGACCUGUCCAUCUUCUCUCCCAUCUAUCCAAUUCUCCCCCCUCACUGACCAAUCCUUACCUGCACUCACCUUAUUGCCAUGAGAGCUAACAAAAACUACACAUGGUUGAGUCAGAUUCAACACAGUGUGGAUCUGGAGGAACACAGCAGGCCAGGCAGCAUCAGAAGGGCAGGAGGGUAGACGUUUCGGGUUGAGACGAUUCUUCAGAAAUAGGAACCCGGUUCUUAUGAACGGUCAUGACCCAAAAUGUUGACUCUGAUGCUGCCUGGCCGACUGUGUACCUCUAACUCCACAUCAUGUUGACUCCUCCUAACACACCCUGUCCACCUUUCCCUAGACCCACCCCUCCUCUCUUAUUAUCUGCUACCUCCUUUCCCCCCCUCCUUAGACCUGAUGAAGGAUCCUGACCCAAAAUGUAGGCUUUCCUGUUCCUCUGAAGCUGCCUGUCCAGCUGUGUUCCCCCAGCUCCGCACUCCCAGAAGCACUGGAUCUACUGUGAAUGCCUUGGUCACUGCUUUGGGAGGAUGGGAGAGUCUCAGAGGUUAAUGAGUUGCUCCCAAAAAUCACGGGCUAGCUCCGACACCUUGUCGGCAGGAAUGCUAAAGGAAAUGGCCCUCCGGUGGUUCACGGAGACCCAGGUCGCUCUCAUCCUGCAGAACGGCAGGUUACCCGAAUGGUUCCACGGUUUCGUGACCAGGAAAGAAGCUGAGAGUGUCCUGCAGGAUCGAGAUAUUGGUCACUUCCUCAUCCGGCUGAGCGACCGAGCAUUUGGCUACAUAUUGUCUUACAAGGGCAGUGAUCGCUGUCGACACUUUGUGAUCCAGCAGCUGAAGAACGGCAGGUACAUGAUUGAUGGUAGCACUCACACUCACAGGAGUCUUGCAGCCUUGAUCAACUACUACACAACUGAGGUUAUCCAGCCCUUUGGAGAGGUCCUCACUCAGUCCUGCAGUCAGAAUGACAGGAACAAUCUGUACGACCAGGUCAAUUCACCUACUAAAUCCAACUACGAGGAGACAGAAAGGGAACGAGUGUCCAGACAGCCACAUUUUCUCAGCCACUCCCAAUCUGAGGAGGUGUCACAGAGACCUCCAGCUGUCCCUCCGAAGGCCAACAGGAUCUUCAAUACCAGGAGGCUGACCUCAUCUCUAGAAAGCAUGACCUCCAACAGUGAGGACUGUGAUGUAGCCCCACCUCUGCCACUCAGGACAAGCCUGGUUUUCGAUCAGGACAAUCAGGAUGGAAUAACAUAUGGGCGAGUUAAUAAACUGAAAUACAAGGAGCAGCAGGCAUUCCUGGUAUUGAGCGACAAGAGCACAAACAAGGAAAGCUUGGCAAAUCCACUCUACAGUAUGGGAAUGGAUAUCCGAAAGCCCCAGCCUUCAAGGAGGCAGUCACCUAUGAGCAGUGCCAUAUAUUCCCUGGCUGUGGAGCCCCAGCCUAUAUAUAAUGAGGCAUUUGAGCCACCAGGAGUGAGUCCAUCAUCUGAUGUGGUGUACGCUGAAGUGGACGUGGAGCAAUGGAAAACUGGAGCCGUGCCUGCUUCGAGUGGUAGCAGUUAUGCCACCAUUGUUGCACCAACUGAACACUCAAGCCAGGCCUCUGAUGCCAAACAGUCAAGUUUGGCCACUCCACCUUUGACUCCUCCUCGACUGUCUCCCAAUUUGAGUCAGAGAUUGAAAUCUACAUCACCCACUCACUCUUCACAGAAGCACAAAGCCAGUCAGAAGCCCCUGACAAGCCUUUGGCCCCUCUGUCAUUCAGCUGAGCAUGCUCAGGCAAAAGAUCAAUUGUAUGAGGAUACCCUGGACAAGAAGAACUCCACAAACUGUCCGGAGAACACGUACGAACAGAUUCCCGAGGAAUUCUCCAGACGGGGCCAAGCGAAGCCAGUGACUGCAGAGAAGGAGGAAGUUCGUAAGAAAUGGUUCUCUGAUUGGAAAUGCAAGUGAAGAAAGAAACCGAUUGGUCCCCAUCUGAUGAACGUGGUGCUCAGCUCUCCUUGUGCAUCAUCGUUUUAAUUCUCUGGAUCCCACCAUCUACCCUCUUAACAUACAACACUACGUUGAAAAUGGGCCCAGCAAUUUGCUAUAUUCCAAGAAAGACACUGACCUAGUUCCUGGUAUAUAUUUUACACACGAGCAACAAUUGGUGCUAAUGUUUCACAUCUUUGUAGGUAUC